GUUUGGGUACGAACUAAAUAUCAUAUCAUGCUCACCCAAUCUGAGCUCCUUAAUUUUAUAUUUAGCCGAAAAGACAAGAAGAGCAAUACAUUGAGUUUUUAGUUGAGUUCGUUCCUUAGCUUGACAUGAUAUCAAAGCUUUGUUUACUAAAAGAUCACAGCUCCGAAAUACAAAGCUACCUAGAUAGAGGUAUCAAAGCCAAAACCCUAGAUCUAAGUCUCGUCUCUCGUUCGCCGAUUGUCCAAGUCUCCUCCGCCGUCGCCGUCACGGGAUCGGACAUCUCUGCUCCGGUUGAAGGUCUCCGUCCAAGUCACUGGCCUAAGUCGGCCAUCGUCGCCCGUUCCGGUUCUGAACGCGCGUCUCCGUCAUAGUCGCCGGCAAUCCUUGUUCGCCCGUCCCUUUUCCGGUCAUCUGUGAAGAAUCUCCAUCCCUGUUCGCCCACUGGAGUCGCCGUCCAGAUUCACCAGGCCGUCCAUCCUUCUCUGUUUCCGAUCGUCUGCGAUAAGGGUUCCGUCCGUCCAAUUGCCGCAGUAGCCUCACUGUAGCAGCUUAUUCAAAUUGCGCAGUAGUUUUUUUUUCUCCACAAGUGCUCAGUUUCCAGAUUUGUCCGUUCAUUAUUUUGCAAUUUGUCCAGCAGAUUGAAUUUGGUUGGUUUGAUAACAUCAACAUAAAAUUAACAGGAUGACUAGUAACUUGUGUGAUUGGUUGAUUGAUAGCGGUGCUUCUCAUCAUAUGACGGGUAUUUUGUCUCACAUGUUCAAUAUUGAGGAUGUUUUGUCUCAUCCUAUAUGUCUUCCCGAUGGCUCCCGGAUUCAGGCUACUAAAAAGGGAAGUGUCCG
Cuscuta campestris is the source of this 839-nucleotide messenger RNA. The record is from the annotation of a GenBank genome assembly. Lineage: Eukaryota; Viridiplantae; Streptophyta; Magnoliopsida; Solanales; Convolvulaceae.